AUGGGCGGGAACCACUCCCACAAGCCCCCGGUGUUUGACGAGAAUGAGGAAGUCAACUUUGACCAUUUUCAGAUCCUGCGGGCCAUUGGUAAAGGCAGUUUUGGAAAGGUGUGCAUCGUGCAGAAGCGAGACACCAAGAAAAUGUACGCAAUGAAGUACAUGAACAAGCAGAAGUGCAUCGAGAGGGACGAAGUGCGGAACGUCUUCCGGGAACUGCAGAUCAUGCAGGGCCUGGAGCAUCCUUUCCUGGUCAAUCUUUGGUACUCCUUCCAGGAUGAGGAGGACAUGUUCAUGGUGGUGGACCUGCUGCUGGGAGGGGACCUGCGUUAUCACCUGCAGCAGAAUGUACAUUUCACAGAAGGGGAUGUGAAGCUCUACAUCUGCGAGCUGGCCCUGGCCCUGGAGUAUCUGCAGCGGUACCACAUCAUCCACAGAGACAUCAAGCCAGACAACAUAUUGCUGGACGAACAUGGACACGUUCACAUCACAGACUUCAACAUAGCGACAGUCGUGAAAGGCGCAGAAAAGGCUUCCUCCAUGGCCGGGACCAAGCCCUACAUGGCCCCGGAAGUGUUCCAGGUGUAUGUGGACGGAGGCCCUGGCUACUCCUAUCCCGUUGACUGGUGGUCCCUGGGUGUCACUGCCUACGAGCUGCUGCGGGGCUGGAGACCGUAUGAAAUCCACUCAGCCACGCCCAUUGACGAGAUCCUUAACAUGUUCAAGGUGGAGCGCGUCCACUACUCUUCCAUGUGGUGCAAGGGCAUGGUCGCCCUGCUAAAGAAGCUCCUGACCAAGGACCCCGAGAGCCGCCUGUCCAGCCUUGGGGACGUCCAGAGCGCACCCUACUUGGCCGACAUGAACUGGGAUGCGGUGUUGGAGAAGGCGCUGACGCCCGGCUUUGUGCCCAAUAAAGGGAGACUGAACUGCGAUCCCACAUUUGAACUUGAGGAAAUGAUUCUUGAAUCCAAACCACUUCAUAAAAAGAAGAAGAGGUUGGCAAAGAACAGAUCCAAAGAUGGCUCUAAGGACAGCUGCUCUCUGAAUGGACACCUCCAGCAGUGCUUGGAGACCGUGCGGAAGGAAUUCAUUGUAUUCAACAGAGAGAAGCUGAGGAAGCAGCAGGGGCAGGGUGGCCAGCUCUCGGACACGGAAGGCCGAGCCGGGAGCCAGGCCCCGGGCAAGCUCCAGGACGGCUGUAACAACAACAUUCUGGCCCAUGCCUGUUCUCGUGGCUGCAGCAGCUAA
Molecule: messenger RNA, 1245 nt
Organism: Rangifer tarandus platyrhynchus (Svalbard reindeer)
Lineage: Eukaryota; Metazoa; Chordata; Mammalia; Artiodactyla; Cervidae
Source: the annotation of a GenBank genome assembly